AUGGCUACCAACGGAUCAUUCACCAACCAGGAUCAGUACAAAUCCUCGGUUGACCAGUCAGCUGCUACAUCAGCCCCAGCUGAUGCAGGCUCUUCGGGAAACAGCCUUUCCAAGGAUGAGGUUGGCUGGUACUUUGUCGAGCAAUACUACACUACCCUGAGCAAAUCGCCCGAGAAGCUGCAUCUGUUCUACGGCAAGGCGUCCCAAUUCGUGUCUGGACUCGAGGCUGAGGUCGCCAAUGUCUCCGUCGGUCGUCAGCCUAUCCAAGAGCGCAUCAAGCAGCUCGACUUCCAGGACUGCAAAGUCCGAGUUUCCAACGUCGAUUCUCAAGCUUCCUACGACAACAUCGUCAUCCAGGUCAUUGGUGAAAUCUCAAACAAGUCUGGAGAGCCUAAGAAAUUCGUCCAGACUUUCGUUCUCGCCCAGCAGCCUUCCGGCUACUUUGUUCUCAAUGACAUCCUCAGGUACAUUAGCGAAGACCAGGAGGAACAGCCUGCCGAAGCCGAGCUGGAGGCCCCUGCUGCCGAGCCCGAAGUGACCGCCGAAGAGGUUCCUGCUGCUGCCGAGCCUGAACCCGUCGAGAAGGAGGACAAGGCGGAGACUGUCAAUGCCGACGAGGUGGACCAGAAGCUUCAGGAGGUUUCCGAGGUCAACGGCACCGAGGUCGAGGAGCCCGCUGUUGCUGCAGAGACCACCGAGGCUGAGCCCGAGAAGCCCGCCCCCGUUGACCCCGAAGCCGCUGCUAAGGAGGCUGCGGACGAGGAAGCCAAGGCGGUUGCUGAGCUCCCCAAGGAGCCGACUCCCACUCCUGCCAUGAAGCCUGUCCCCCAGCCCGAAGCUGCUCCCGCCGAGCCUGCUGCCCCCCCUAAGCCCAUGACUUGGGCCAGCCGUGCCGCUGCCGCUGCCGGCCCCCGACCAGUUGUGCCCCUCCCCAAGACUGCCACCCCUCCCGCUGCCGGCCAGAACAGAGCCCCCGCUCCUACAACCGCCGCCGCGGCAGCACAGCCCAGCGCUGCCGCUGCAGCUCCUGCGACUGCUGCUGCUCCUGCUACUUCUGCUCCCGCUGCUCCCGCUGCUGAUGCUCAGGCCAAGGAAGCUUCCGGAUGGCAGACUGCCGGCGCCGAUUCCAAGCGCCAGAACCGACCCCAGUCUAUCUCUGCGAAUGCUGCCGAGAAAGAGGGCACCAUGGGCUAUGUCAAGUACGUGACGGAGAAGGUCCAGGAUGCCGACCUCCGAAACGCACUGGCUGCCUUUGGCGAGCUGACUUACUUCGACAUUAACCGUGCUAAGAACUGCGCGUUUGUUGAGUACAAGACCGUUGAGGGCUACCAGGCUGCUCUGGCCAACAAGAACCUCACCGUCAAUGGCGAGAACAUUGUUGUCGAGCCGCGACGACCCAAGUCCAACACCUACGGUGGUAACUUCGGCGCUGGCCGAGGCAAUGCUUCAGGCCGUGGCCGUGGUGGCGCUGGUGGCCAGAAUCCCCGAGGCAACUUCACCGGUCAGGUUCGCGGCCGGGGAGGUGCUGCCCGUGGUCGUGGCGGUGCCCAGGUUGCCAAUGCUUAG
This is a messenger RNA of Trichoderma citrinoviride, 1566 nucleotides long. RefSeq lists its product as hypothetical. The record is from RefSeq and is a predicted model, not a curated record. Gene Ontology annotation, molecular function: mRNA binding. The transcript has 4 exons. Gene Ontology annotation, cellular component: ribonucleoprotein complex; Ubp3-Bre5 deubiquitination complex; cytosol. Gene Ontology annotation, biological process: protein deubiquitination; ribophagy. NCBI's taxonomy places the organism in Eukaryota, Fungi, Ascomycota, Sordariomycetes, Hypocreales, Hypocreaceae. The coding region runs from base 1 to 1566 and encodes 521 amino acids.